Molecule: messenger RNA, 309 nt
Organism: Emiliania huxleyi CCMP1516
Lineage: Eukaryota; Haptophyta; Isochrysidales; Noelaerhabdaceae
Exons: 4
Coding region: 1-309 (102 amino acids)
Source: RefSeq, a predicted model, not a curated record
AUGGCUAAAAUUGGCCAAAAUUGGAGCGGCGCCGUGGAGAUGGACGGCGUGGACGUGUCAACGACGCCGCUGCUGGAGCACCGCGAGGGCGUGGCUGCGGAGGACGGCGCUAACUUCUCGGCGGGCCAGCGGCAGCUGCUCUGCAUCGCGCGCGCGCUGCUCUCGCGCUGCUCGCUCGGGGAGGCGUUCGACGGGCUGCGUAAUGCGACGCAUUUGGACUGGCAAGUGACGCACACGCACCGAGUUUACGUAUUCCCGAGAGGGCGUAAUGUGAUGCGUAUGCACAUGGGCCUCCUUGCAUAUGCGUAG